AUGUCCGGCGAGUCAUCCACAUAUAUGGCCCAAUAUGCUCCAUCUGCAUCUACUAUCGCGUCCAAAUCGGCCUCGACGAUGGUCAUGACGAUUGACGAGCAGCUGUUGAGAGCCGAUGAGCUCAAGGCGUUGGGUAACAAAGCAUACGAGCAGGAUAACCUGACAGAAGCGCUCAAGGAAUGGCAUCAUUCAUUGCUCUACUGUGCCGGGAUCAAUUCACUUGCGAAUCUGUACGGUGCCCGCUCGACUGACACCGAAAACGAGCGUGCUGCUGCAAUCACGAGCGCGGUCUACAACAACAUGGCUGCGUGCUAUCUUCGGCAAGCCAAGUGGGAGAAGGUCGUCUAUGCUGCUUCCAAAGCAUUGACGCUCGAGCCAAAGAAUCUGAAAGCACUAUACCGCCGAGGCGAAGCGUAUCUCGAGCUGGGCAGGAAUCAACUGGCAGCCAUAGACAUUGAUAACGCUCUCGACUUGAGGCCACAAGACCCUGUCAUUCGCAAGUUGGGCGAGCGCUUGGUGCAAGCCUUUGAGGACGACGAGAAGCAACGGCAGCUGGACAAAGCGCCAAGUGACUAG
Molecule: messenger RNA, 576 nt
Organism: Mycosarcoma maydis (corn smut)
Lineage: Eukaryota; Fungi; Basidiomycota; Ustilaginomycetes; Ustilaginales
Exons: 3
Coding region: 1-576 (191 amino acids)
Molecular function (GO): protein binding
Source: RefSeq, a predicted model, not a curated record